UUCAACUCAGCAUCCACAUUUUUAUAAUAAUCACUACUAGAACAACGAAAAUUAACUACGGACAAAUUCGUCCCACAGAUUAUCAAAAAAAUUAUAAAAUUGUGUUAGCUGCAAGCAAUUUAGCGGCUUUUCAUUUUUUUUUUUUUUUUUUUUUUUUUUUUUUUUUUGGUGGUGAGUGACAUUUAAGUUUCAUGCUUCACUGCAGCAAAGGGCAGUCCAAUGCAGGGGACGAGGCUCGAACUCGAACCACAAGGGUCUAGGACUCGAACCAUUCAGCCAAUUAAUUUCCGCCAAUUUCCGCGCUCGACUCAAUCCACCUCUUAUCCUAAAGUUCAUCUUCGAACCAAAAAAGCCAUGGCUUGUACUUCACUUUCACUUUCUUUUCUUCACAACGCUUGCGCCGAUAACAAGCAGCUGACUCUUUCAUUCCGUACCAAAUUGGUGACGUCAGCUCGGCCUCUUACGGUUGAAGCCAAGGCCACAACCAGAAGAGAAGACAGAACUGCCCGACAUGUUCGUAUUCGGAAGAAGGUUGAAGGGACACCUGAAAGACCAAGAUUGUGUGUCUUCCGUUCCAACAAGCACAUCUAUGUUCAAGUAAUUGAUGACUCCAAGAUGCACACACUGGCAUCUGCUUCAACAAUGCAGAAACCGAUCUCUGAGGAAUUCGACUACUCCGCUGGCCCCACUACAGACGUGGCGAAGAAAGUUGGGGAGGUUAUAGCUAAGGCCUGUCUAGAGAAAGGAAUCACUAAAGUAGCCUUCGACCGAGGAGGUUAUCCUUACCAUGGACGGAUUGAAGCUCUCGCUGAUGCUGCAAGAGAACACGGCCUUCAGUUUUAGAAAGUGCAGAUUUCUUUUGUUCUUUUUUUGUUGUGCAAAUUACCUUUUCUGAUCUUCCCAUUUGUUCCCAGUUUGUAAAACUCAUGUCUAAGAAGUAAGAUGAACUGGAGUUUAAAUGUAUGAUCUGCAAUUCUUUUUGGUUUUAUGGCUCCUUUAAAUCAGAACUUA
Molecule: messenger RNA, 1011 nt
Organism: Nicotiana tabacum (common tobacco)
Lineage: Eukaryota; Viridiplantae; Streptophyta; Magnoliopsida; Solanales; Solanaceae
Source: RefSeq, a predicted model, not a curated record